AUGACAGCUACUUUCGUCCUCGUCACAUUCAUGCUCUGUAGCAUGUGCUAUGGGACGAUACUGAGAUUUCUGAUCAAAAAUCGGUUCAGUAAUAGCGGGGCCUUGAAACGGGAGCGGAGGCUAUAUGUGCAGAUGCUGGGACUGUUUGUCGGUUUCGUCCUUCUUGUCGUCUUCUACAUCCUGCAGUUUACAUUCUCACUUCAUUCCAAUGUAGGAGAUAGAGGAUAUUUAGCACCUUGCAACAGCAGAAAACAAGAAAAGUUAACAACCGGGAACAUCUUCCACAAAGGCAAGUACGACCCACCUUGCUGA
This is a messenger RNA of Cooperia oncophora, 312 nucleotides long. NCBI's taxonomy places the organism in Eukaryota, Metazoa, Nematoda, Chromadorea, Rhabditida, Trichostrongylidae. The record is from the annotation of a GenBank genome assembly.